This is a messenger RNA of Neomonachus schauinslandi (Hawaiian monk seal), 2379 nucleotides long. RefSeq names its product leucine rich repeat and fibronectin type III domain containing 2 (gene LRFN2). Gene Ontology annotation, cellular component: postsynaptic density membrane; cell surface. The record is from RefSeq and is a predicted model, not a curated record. NCBI's taxonomy places the organism in Eukaryota, Metazoa, Chordata, Mammalia, Carnivora, Phocidae. Bases 1 to 2379 code for a protein of 792 amino acids. The transcript has 2 exons. Gene Ontology annotation, molecular function: protein binding.
AUGGGGACCCUGCUUGGUGGCCUGCUGGCAUUUGGCAUGGCGUUUGCCGUGGUCGACGCCUGCCCCAAGUACUGCGUCUGCCAGAACCUGUCUGAGUCACUGGGGACCCUCUGCCCUUCCAAGGGGCUGCUCUUCGUGCCCCCUGACAUCGACCGGCGGACGGUGGAGCUACGUCUGGGGGGCAACUUCAUCAUCCACAUUGGCCGCCAGGACUUCGCCAACAUGACAGGGCUGGUGGACCUGACCCUGUCGAGGAACACCAUCAGCCACAUCCAGCCCUUCUCCUUCCUGGACCUCGAGAGCCUCCGUUCCCUGCACCUCGACAGCAACCGGCUGCCCAGCCUUGGGGAGGACACCCUGCGGGGCCUGGUCAACCUGCAGCACCUCAUCGUGAACAACAACCAGCUGGGCGGCAUUGCCGAUGAGGCCUUCGAGGACUUCCUGCUCACGCUGGAGGACCUGGACCUCUCCUACAACAACCUCCACAGCCUGCCCUGGGGCUCCGUGCGGCGCAUGGUCAACCUCCACCAGCUGAGCCUGGACCACAACCUCCUGGACCACAUCGCCGAGGGCACCUUUGCUGACCUGCAGAAACUGGCUCGCCUCGACCUCACGUCCAACCGGCUGCGGAAGCUGCCCCCCGACCCCAUCUUCGCCCGCUCCCAGGCCUCCGCCCUGACGGCCACGCCCUUUGCUCCACCUUUGUCCUUUAGUUUUGGGGGGAACCCACUGCACUGCAACUGCGAGCUGCUCUGGCUGCGGCGGCUGGAGCGGGACGAUGACCUGGAGACCUGCGGCUCCCCGGGGGGCCUCAAGGGCCACUACUUCUGGCACGUGCGCGAGGAGGAGUUUGUGUGUGAGCCGCCUCUCAUCACCCAGCACACACACAAGCUGCUGGUUCUGGAGGGCCAGGCAGCCACGCUCAAGUGCAAGGCCAUCGGGGACCCCAGCCCCCUCAUCCACUGGGUGGCCCCCGAUGACCGCCUGGUGGGGAACUCCUCAAGGACCGCCGUGUACGACAACGGCACCCUGGACAUCCUCAUCACCACGUCUCAGGACAGCGGCGCCUUCACCUGCAUCGCGGCCAACGCCGCCGGGGAGGCCACAGCCAUGGUGGAGGUCUCCAUCGUCCAGCUGCCACACCUCAGCAACAGCACCAGCCGCAAUGCUCCCCCCAAGUCCCGCCUCUCGGACAUCACGGGCUCCAGCAAGACCGGCCGGGGAGGUGGAGGCAGUGGGGGCGGGGAGCCGCCCAAAGGCCCCCCAGAACGCGCUGUGCUUGUGUCCGAUGUGACGACCACCUCGGCCCUGGUCAAGUGGUCGGUCAGCAAGUCAGCGCCCCGCGUGAAGAUGUACCAGCUGCAGUACAACUGCUCCGACGAUGAGGUACUGAUCUACAGGAUGAUCCCAGCCUCCAACAAGGCCUUCGUGGUCAACAACCUGGUGUCAGGAACCGGCUACGACCUGUGUGUGCUGGCCAUGUGGGACGACACGGCCACGACGCUCACGGCCACCAACAUUGUGGGCUGUGCCCAGUUCUUCACCAAGGCCGACUAUCCCCAGUGCCAGUCAAUGCACAGCCAGAUCCUGGGCGGCACCAUGAUCCUGGUCAUCGGCGGCAUCAUCGUGGCCACGCUGCUGGUCUUCAUCGUCAUCCUCAUGGUGCGCUACAAGGUCUGCAACCAGGAGGCCCCGGGCAAGCUGGCGGCCACUGCGGUCAGCAAUGUGCACUCGCAGACCAACGGCGCCCCGCCACCCACUCUGGCCAGUGCACCCAGCACAGCCCCCAUGCAGGGGCCACCCAAGGUGGUGGUGCGCAGUGAACUUGUGCAGUUCAGUGCCAACCUGGCUCGGGGCAGCGACUCCUCUUCCUCCAGCUCCCUGGGCAGCGGGGAAGCCGCAGGGCUGGGACGGGGCCCCUGGCGGCUCCCACCCCCUGCCCCCCGCCCCAAGCCUAACCUUGACCGCCUGAUGGGGGCCUUUGCCUCCCUGGACCUCAAGAGUCAGAGAAAGGAGGAGCUGCUGGACUCCAGGACUCCAGGCGGGAGAGGGUCUGGGACAUCGGCCAGGGGCCACCACUCGGACCGAGAGCCACUGCUGGGGCCUCCUGCCGCCCGGGCCAGGAGCCUGCUCCCCUUGCCCCUGGAGGGCAAGGCCAAGCGCAGCCAUUCCUUCGACAUGGGGGACUUUGCUGCUGCAGCUGCAGCAGCCGGAGGGGUCGCCCCUGGUGGCUAUAGCCCCCCUCGGAGGGUCUCGAACAUCUGGACAAAGCGCAGCCUCUCUGUCAACGGCAUGCUCUUGCCCUUUGAGGAGAGUGACCUGGUGGGGGCCCGGGGAACUUUUGGCAGUUCCGAGUGGGUGAUGGAGAGCACGGUGUAG